Molecule: messenger RNA, 432 nt
Organism: Camellia sinensis
Lineage: Eukaryota; Viridiplantae; Streptophyta; Magnoliopsida; Ericales; Theaceae
Source: RefSeq, a predicted model, not a curated record
AUGUCUACUACUCCAAUAGACCCACAGCAGCAACUACCACUACCUCCGCCGCCGCCGCAAGAGAUCCAACAAGAAGCUUACACAGCUCAUUCGGGAUACGGGUCAGUCGGACCCGUCAUCGCGGUUCUCGCAGUGAUCACAAUCUUGGGUGCGAUUGCUGUCAUGAUCGGCCGACUAUGUUCGGGCAGACGGAUCAUGGGUCACGUCCAGUACGAUUUCGAAGGUUGGAUCGAGACCAAAUGCGCCACAUGUAUCGACGGCCGGGUCGACCAUCCUUCGCCGCCUCCCCCUCCGCCGCCGGCGGAGGAAAGUACGAGCAGUAGUGGAACAGGAAGCGGCGGCGGCGAGGCUCCGGCGGAAGCGCCUCGAGAAGCGAAGGAGGAAGAAGAGAUAACCCGACAACACAACCCGAAUGAGAGUAGCGGGUCGUGA